Aspergillus caelatus is the source of this 1029-nucleotide messenger RNA. Its product is annotated as pyridoxal phosphate-dependent transferase. Gene Ontology annotation, biological process: biosynthetic process; amino acid metabolic process. The record is from RefSeq and is a predicted model, not a curated record. Lineage: Eukaryota; Fungi; Ascomycota; Eurotiomycetes; Eurotiales; Aspergillaceae. Bases 1 to 1029 code for a protein of 342 amino acids. Gene Ontology annotation, molecular function: pyridoxal phosphate binding; transaminase activity. The transcript is spliced from 6 exons.
AUGCUCUCCUCCCGUGGCGCCAAAAAGGCAGAAUUGCCAAAGACUCCUUGGCGAUAUGCCCCUCCACAUACAUACAACAAGGAAACUAACCCCGCGGGGCUUAUUUCAUUUGGCAUGGCAGAGCAUAUACCAAUGCGGACUGAAAUAGCAAAGUACAUCAACAACAAGGUCACAUUCACCGAGGACUCCGUUGGAUAUGGAUCCAGCUCAUCAAGUCGCAAUCGCCUACCGAAUGCAGUGGCCUCCCACCUCAACAACAUUCUGAAGCCACUUUCACCGAUUGAGCCAGAAACAGUCAUUGUCGCCAGCGGCAUCACUGCCAUUGGGAGCAUGCUCAGCUUCACACUGGCCGAGCCCACAGACGGUAUCCUAGUCAGUCGACCAGUCUACGGACGCUUUGAACUCGAUUACGGGGUCGAAGCAGAUGUGCAGAUCGUGUAUGCAGACACGGAUCCCGAGGAGGCAUUUUCCCCUGUCGUGGUCGAUAAGUACGAGGCAGCGCUCAAACGUGCAGAAGAGGAUGGGACCAAGAUUCGAGCAGUGUUGAUCGUAAACCCGCAUAACCCUGUAGGGCGCUGCUACCCAGCAGAAACACUAAAGGAAAUCCUCCGAUUCUGCAAUAGACACAAACUCCACCUCAUCAGCGACGAAGUAUACGCAUCCUGUGUCUUUGACUGGGGAGACCCGAGCGCAGUCCCUUUCACCUCGGUCUUAUCCAUCAGUACACCUGACCUGAUCGACCCUAACCUCGUGCACUUACUGUAUGGAUUCAGCAAGGACUUCGCAGCCGGAGGCCUCCACCUCGGCUUCUUAAUCACGCAAAACGCGUCCCUCCGUCAAGCAUGUAAAGCAAUAUUGAGACUCCACAAUGCCUCAACAGCCUCCAUAACAAUCGGAGCAACCAUCCUCGAAGACCAAGAUUUCAUCGCCCAAUUCACCCAGAAAUCCCGCCAAAGUCUAGCAUCGACAUACCGAAUCGCCACAUCAACACUUAACCAAGAAGGCAUCAAUUACGUUAAACGAGGGUAA